This is a messenger RNA of Alexandromys fortis (reed vole), 4638 nucleotides long. RefSeq names its product intraflagellar transport 122 (gene Ift122). Gene Ontology annotation, molecular function: protein binding. The record is from RefSeq and is a predicted model, not a curated record. Gene Ontology annotation, biological process: protein localization to cilium; non-motile cilium assembly; intraciliary retrograde transport. Gene Ontology annotation, cellular component: intraciliary transport particle A; non-motile cilium. The transcript has 26 exons. Bases 125 to 3358 code for a protein of 1077 amino acids. NCBI's taxonomy places the organism in Eukaryota, Metazoa, Chordata, Mammalia, Rodentia, Cricetidae.
UCACGCGCGGUCCAUUGCGCAUGUGCGUUGCUAAGGGUAGCGCAGGUAGCCAGAGUGGUUUGCUGAGAGAAGCCUGUUGCUGUCGAGUCAGGGAGGAGGGGCCCGAGGCGUGAGGGAAGCCGCGAUGAGGGCUGUGUUGACGUGGAGAGACAAAGUGGAGCAGUGUAUCUACGACCUCGCGUUCAAGCCUGAUGGAACGCAACUGAUUCUGGCUGCAGGAAACAGAUUGCUGGUUUAUGACACCUCCGAUGGCACCUUACUUCAGCCCCUCAAGGGACACAAAGACACUGUGUACUGCGUGGCAUACGCAAAGGAUGGCAAGCGCUUUGCAUCUGGAUCUGCUGACAAGAGCAUUAUUAUCUGGACCUCAAAACUGGAAGGCAUUCUGAAGUACACGCACAAUGACUCUAUACAGUGUGUCUCCUACAACCCCAUCACCCACCAGCUGGCAUCCUGUUCCUCCAGUGACUUCGGACUGUGGUCUCCUGAGCAGAAAUCUGUCUCCAAGCAUAAAUCCAGCAGCAAGAUCACCUGCUGCAGCUGGACAAACGACGGUCAGUACCUGGCUCUGGGGAUGUCCAAUGGGGUCAUCAGCAUCCGGAACAAAAAUGGCGAAGAGAAAGUGAAGAUUGAGCGGCCAGGGGGCUCCUUCUCCCCAAUAUGGUCCAUCUGCUGGAACCCUUCAAGAGAGGAACAUAAUGACAUCCUGGCUGUAGCGGACUGGGGACAGAAACUUUCCUUCUACCAGCUGAGUGGAAAACAGAUUGGAAAGGAUCGGCCAUUGAACUUUGACCCCUGCUGCAUCAGCUACUUCACCAAAGGAGAGUACAUUUUGGUGGGGGGUUCAGACAAGCAAGUAUCUCUUUUCACCAAGGAUGGAGUACGACUGGGGACCGUUGGGGAGCAGAACUCCUGGGUGUGGACCUGUAGAGUGAAACCUGACUCCAACUAUGUGGUGGUGGGCUGCCAGGAUGGCACCAUUUCCUUCUACCAGCUCAUCUUCAGCACAGUCCACGGCCUCUACAAGGAUCGGUACGCCUACAGGGACAGCAUGACAGAUGUCAUCGUCCAACACCUGAUCACGGAGCAGAAAGUUCGGAUUAAGUGCAGAGAGCUUGUCAAGAAAAUUGCCAUCUACAAAAAUCGAUUAGCUAUCCAGCUGCCAGAGAAGAUCCUCAUCUAUGAGCUGUACUCAGACGACUCAGUGGACAUGCACUACCGGGUGAAGGAGAAAAUUGUCAAGAAGUUUGAGUGCAACCUGCUGGUGGUGUGUACUGACCACAUCAUCCUGUGCCAGGAGAAACGGCUGCAGUGCCUGUCCUUCAGCGGAGUGAAGGAAAGGGAGUGGCAGAUGGAGUCUCUCAUUCGGUACAUCAAGGUGAUCGGUGGCCCUGCUGGAAGGGAAGGUCUGUUGGUGGGCCUGAAAAACGGCCAGAUUCUGAAGAUCUUCGUGGACAAUCUCUUUGCCAUUGUCCUGCUGAAGCAGGCCACAGCCGUGCGCUGCUUGGAUAUGAGUGCCUCCCGGAACAAGUUGGCUGUGGUAGAUGAAAAUGACACAUGCUUGGUGUAUGACAUCCAUACGAAGGAGCUGCUCUUUCAGGAACCAAAUGCCAACAGUGUGGCCUGGAACACCCAGUGUGAGGACAUGCUCUGCUUCUCCGGAGGAGGCUACCUCAACAUCAAGGCCAGCACCUUCCCGGUGCACCAGCAGAAGCUGCAAGGGUUCGUGGUUGGCUACAAUGGCUCCAAGAUCUUCUGCCUUCAUGUCUUCUCUAUGUCUGCCGUGGAGGUGCCACAGUCUGCUCCGAUGUACCAAUACCUCGAUAGGAAAAUGUUCAAAGAAGCCUACCAGAUCGCCUGUUUGGGAGUGACAGACGCCGACUGGCGUGAACUGGCCAUGGAAGCUCUAGAAGGACUUGAGUUUGAAACUGCAAAGAAGGCCUUUACCAGGGUCCAGGACCUUCGCUACCUGGAGCUGAUCAGCAGUAUUGAGGAGAGGAAGAAGCGGGGCGAGAGCAACAAUGACCUGUUUCUGGCAGAAGUGUUUUCCUACCAGGGGAAGUUCCACGAGGCUGCCAAACUGUACAAGAGGAGCGGGCAUGAGAACCUCGCACUCGACAUGUAUACUGACCUCUGCAUGUUUGAGUACGCCAAGGAUUUCCUUGGAUCUGGAGACCCUAAAGAAACAAAGAUGCUCAUCACCAAGCAGGCCGACUGGGCGAGAAACAUCAACGAGCCCAAAGCUGCGGUGGAGAUGUACAUCUCAGCGGGGGAGCACACCAAGGCCAUAGAGAUCAGCGGCAGCCAUGGCUGGGUUGACAUGUUGAUUGACAUUGCUCGAAAGCUGGACAAGGCUGAGCGGGAGCCCCUGCUCAUGUGUGCUCGGUACUUCAAGAAGCUGGACAGUCCUGGCUAUGCUGCCGAGACCUACCUAAAGGUCGGUGACCUCAAGUCUCUGGUGCAGCUGUAUGUGGACACCAAGCGCUGGGACGAGGCCUUUGCUUUGGGUGAGAAGCACCCUGAGUUCAAGGAUGACAUCUACGUGCCCUAUGCGCAGUGGCUAGCAGAGAAUGACCGCUUUGAGGAAGCCCAGAAAGCAUUCCACAAGGCCGGGAGGCAAGGGGAAGCAGUUCGCGUGCUGGAGCAGCUCACGCACAAUGCCGUGGUGGAGAGCAGGUUUAACGACGCUGCCUAUUAUUACUGGAUGCUGUCCAUGCAGUGCCUCGACAUGGCGCAAGCAGAUCCUGCCCAGAAGGAUGUGAUGCUUGACAAAUUCCACCAUUUCCAGCACCUGGCGGAGCUGUACCAUGGCUACCAAACCAUUCAUCGUUACAUGGAGGAGCCGUUCAGCUUCGAUCUCCCCGAAACCCUCUUCAACAUCUCCAAGUUCUUGCUGCACAGCCUGACCAAGGCCACCCCCUUGGGCAUCUCCAAAGUGAAUACCCUCUUCACACUGGCCAAGCAGAGCAAGGCCCUGGGUGCCUACAAGCUGGCCCGUCACGCCUAUGACAAGCUUCGGGGGCUGCAGAUCCCCGCCAGGAUCCAGAAGUCCAUUGAACUGGGCACCCUGACCAUCCGCUCCAAGCCUUUCCACGACAGUGAGCAAGGUGGCUCUGAGUUCGUGCCUGUGGUGGUGAACCGGUCAGUGCUGCGCUCCAUGAGCCGAAGGGACGUUCUCAUCAAGCGCUGGCCCCCGCCGCUGCAGUGGCAGUACUUCCGCUCACUGCUGCCCGAUGUCUCCAUCACCAUGUGCCCCUCCUGCUUUCAGAUGUUCCAUUCGGAGGACUACGAGCUGCUGGUUCUCCAGCAUGCCUGCUGCCCCUACUGCCGGAGACGCAUUGACGAUGCUGGCCCGUGAGCACGGCUGGCCUCAGGGACAACCUGCUCCCCAGACUGUCGGGAGAAAGAAUUAAACCUUCAGAACAUGUCUCCUGCCCAGAUGAAGUUUGUAUGCUGGGGAGGGCCCUUGCCUCGUGUAACCACGGGUUUCCUAUUUAUGGCAUUCCGUGCCUUGUAAAUAGUGCCAGGAGAUGGAGAAGGUACGUACAUAUAUUUUCUAAGAAAAAAAAAUCUGUUACUUUUAGAAGGGCUCAAGUGUUCACGGCAGCCUGCUGGAGCCCACAGAUCUGUCAGCCCGUUACUGUGUGCACUUAGCCAACAGAUUGCCCCAAUAACGACAAAUAAAAGGGCUGCUCGUUUCCAUCAGCGUCUGCGUCUCAGAAACCCUCAUAUUGUCUGCAACUUAAUUUCCUUAUGCAAAAGUGCACCUGUUUCUAAUUUGAUCUGAAAGGAACAUUGCUUUCGCGUGCUCUUAAAAACGUAAUCUAAUGAGAAGACAGCAUGGGAAGGGGCGGGGACAUGGGUGUUUUGUUGUUGUUUAUUCAUUUCGUUUCAACGAGGAUCCAUUUUGACAAGAAGAUACCCGGCUCCAAAGAAUAGUCUUGUCCUUGGAGCUGCCCUGGAGACCAGUCAUGGGGUCCGCUUCCACAGGGUGCUCAGCCUCGUGGCUCCUUCCCUUCCUUCUAGGGCAUGAAGCUGGAGGUUCUAGCUGGGAUCCGUAGGGUGUUGUGGGAAGGAGAACUCACACACAUGGGGUACCUCUGCAGCCGCAGCCCCCAUGCUGGCCAUCAUCAGAAGAGCAGCAGGUGAUAGGGCCCUCGGGCUUCCAGCCAUGAGUGGGCACCUAGAGGUGUAAUCUCGGAAGUCCUCCUGCAUGCCACCUGCCCAGGGACAGGCAGCAACACCCCCACACUACCACAUACGCAGUAUCUUAACAAGUGGGAGCAGGGAGACUGAGCAGCAGGGAGGCACACUGAAGACCCCCUGUGAGGCUGGUGGGAUGAAGAGAUGAGAGUAGAGCGGGUGGCAGAGGUUAGGCCAGGUCCAGGCCCUCCCCACCCCCUCUGCCUCUGUGGAGAUGAUGGAGGGAGUGAAGGAGGGAGCCAGACAGUUGUGCCAACACAACUCCUCCGUCGAGUGUCUAAUUGCUUAUGAUCAUGCAUGCUCUCUCUCGCACUAAACAUUUAUUAAUGUGUUAGGAUUUCCAUUAGCGCGUGCCUUGAACUGAAAUCAUUUGCAUAUGGCUGAGAAAAAAGUGGGGUGAGGGAGGAAACAGUGCCAGCUACCCAACAGGCGUCA